Talaromyces atroroseus is the source of this 705-nucleotide messenger RNA. RefSeq lists its product as hypothetical. Lineage: Eukaryota; Fungi; Ascomycota; Eurotiomycetes; Eurotiales; Trichocomaceae. The record is from RefSeq and is a predicted model, not a curated record. The transcript has a single exon. The coding region runs from base 1 to 705 and encodes 234 amino acids.
AUGUCAGUCCCCAAAGUCCUCAGUGACGCAGAACUAGCCCACUUCAGCUCCAUUCCCUGGGCCAAAUCCAUCCUACAAACCUCGCUGCAGCAACAGAAUCACAAUGGCGAUUACGUCGCCAUUGACAUGCCCGCUCGCACCCUGAAGCCACCCACCGACGAAGAUGGCUAUUUUGGAGGCACACUAGCGACCCAGCAAACAAUCCCGUAUAUAGUAACGCUUCGUCGACGCAACCUGGAGUCUAUCUCGUCUCUAUUACCCACCGAGCCACCUGUAAUCGACGCAACAUCGAAGCGGGCAUUCACCCCAUCGCGACCACCGGACACCAUCACGCUGGUCUCGCUGUCGACGCCGGGUCUAAGCGGGCAUACUAGCACGGUGCAUGGCGGCGUGGUGGCUACGCUGUUUGAUGAGGCGAUGUAUCUAGCUGUAGACGCUUAUUUAUCGUCGUCAUCGUCAGCUCACGACCACAAGAUUUAUACCGCGCAGCUAAACGUGCGCUACCGAAAGCCCAUUCAUACUCCAGGAUUACUGGUCAUUUGGUCGUGGUGUGUCGCUCGCGCCGGUCGUAAAACCUGGACAAUAGCGCAUGCGGUUCAGGAAGAAGAGGAACAUGAUGGUGGACAUCUCGAGUGGGUGAAAACAAAGACUCUGCGGUCCGAAGCGUCGUCCCUGUGGGUUGCUACACGGGAUGAGAAGCUGUAG